AUGUCGUACUUCUUCGCGACUCCCGUCGAUAUCGACGUCGUCCUCGAUGAUACAGAUGAGCGUUCUAUGGUCGAUGUCAAGCUAGACAAGAACCGUCGCGAGAAGGCGCCUCUCUUUAUGGAUGGCGAGUCUGUGAAGGGCGCUGUCACUGUUCGUCCAAAGGAUGGCAAGAGGCUCGAGCAUACUGGCAUCAAGGUCCAGUUCAUCGGCACGAUAGAAAUGUUCUUCGAUCGCGGCAACCACUACGAAUUUCUCUCCCUCAACCAGGAACUCGCUGCGCCUGGCGAGCUUCAGCACCCACAAACAUUCGACUUCAACUUCAAAAACGUUGAAAAGCAGUACGAAUCAUACAAUGGCAUCAACGUUAAGCUGCGCUACUUCGUCCGCGUCACCGUUUCACGCCGCAUGGCCGAUGUCAUCCGGGAAAAGGAUAUCUGGGUCUACAGCUAUCGCAUACCCCCUGAGAUGAACAGCAGCAUUAAGAUGGAUGUUGGUAUCGAGGACUGUCUACACAUUGAGUUCGAGUACAGCAAGAGCAAAUACCACCUCAAGGAUGUCAUUGUUGGGCGCAUCUACUUUUUGCUAGUGCGCCUCAAGAUCAAGCACAUGGAGCUGUCCAUCAUCAGAAGAGAGACGACGGGCGCUGCUCCUAAUCAGUAUAAUGAAAGUGAAACCUUGGUGCGCUUCGAGAUCAUGGACGGUUCCCCGUCGCGAGGAGAGACAAUUCCUAUUCGACUAUUCCUCGGCGGUUUCGAUCUAACACCUACAUUCCGCGACGUUAACAAAAAGUUCUCCACGCGUUACUACCUCAGCUUAGUUCUCAUCGACGAGGAUGCUCGACGAUACUUCAAGCAAUCUGAGAUUAUUCUCUAUCGCCAAGCUCCUGACGCUGCACCUGUUCUAAAUGCCGGUACCUCAUCACUACCUGCGCCCCCAGAGAACAAGUUGGCUGCUGCACAGGCAUAA
This is a messenger RNA of Fusarium tjaetaba, 966 nucleotides long. RefSeq names its product PEP8-vacuolar sorting targeting. The transcript has 3 exons. Gene Ontology annotation, biological process: intracellular protein transport; retrograde transport, endosome to Golgi. The record is from RefSeq and is a predicted model, not a curated record. Bases 1 to 966 code for a protein of 321 amino acids. Gene Ontology annotation, cellular component: retromer complex; endosome. NCBI's taxonomy places the organism in Eukaryota, Fungi, Ascomycota, Sordariomycetes, Hypocreales, Nectriaceae.